Molecule: messenger RNA, 936 nt
Organism: Suillus subaureus
Lineage: Eukaryota; Fungi; Basidiomycota; Agaricomycetes; Boletales; Suillaceae
Exons: 4
Coding region: 61-744 (227 amino acids)
Biological process (GO): lipid storage; lipid droplet organization
Cellular component (GO): endoplasmic reticulum membrane
Source: RefSeq, a predicted model, not a curated record
UCUCCUUAUGCUGAGAUAUCGUUGCCAUUUCUGGCACCUAGCCAACCCUAUGAUAUCUCCAUGCACCUCGUUAUACCAGCAUCAGAGGCGAAUUUUGCCCUAGGGAACUUCAUGACUACUUUGACGCUCUCGACGCCUUCUAAUAGAACUCUGACAUCCAUUAGGAAACCAGCUAUAGUUCUGCCACCUACAAAAAGCCAAGUAUGGCCGUCGCCCAAGUUAGUCAACCUUGACAUUCUCUUCCUUGAGUCGCACGCACCCGGCGUGUCUCGCGUCAUCGCCAGAGUGGAAUUGGGGCGCAAGGAUGGAUGGAAGGCCCUUGGUAAUGGUGAAGGACGAGAGUUGAGUGUUUUUUCUGCAUCCCUGAAAGGAAUCGUCAAGCGCCACGGAAUUCGGGGGCUUGUGACACGCUUCCCAAUUACUUUUGCCAUUGUAUCAUCUGCCACUUUUCUCGUGAUAUCUCUUCUUGUGCUUGCGGCAUGCAUACUUCCUGCAAUUCAGUGGCGCUUCCCAAGUGAGGAUGAUGGAGCUGGUGAGCUGACCGAAGAAAUCGCCAAAGAGCAAAUGUACCGCAAGAGGCGGCAAAGGAGAAAGUUAUCCCCAAGGAAUGAAAAUGUUUCCCAAAGCGAAUAUAAAACAGAGGAUGUCCCGAUUGAUAUGCCUCCUGCUGUUACGUUCUCUGAUCAACCAUUACGGCGGCGUCGUUCAAGAGCCUCAGAUGUUUUCUACGAUUCUGAACCUUAGAUGUUUCUUCUUGAACUAAUCUUCCUGUAUAAUUUUUCACCACGGACGUGUUUCAUUGCCACACCCGACAAUUGUAUUCAUAGUUCUGUCCCCAGUGGUAGUAGUAGGUACAAUCUCGCCUUGUGUAAUUGCCUGUAAUUCCAGUGUUUCACACCGCCGUAUCAGGUUAAUGAAUUCUUUUUGUGUUGGCUU